AUGACGGCCACCACCACGCACAAGGUGGCCAGCACCAAGGAGGAGAGGAAGUUAAGGAAACCCCUCAUUGAGCGGAAGCGAAGGGAAAGGAUUAACAACUGCUUAGACCAGCUGAAGGAGACUGUUGUGGGUGCAUUUCACCUGGAUCAGUCUAAGCUGGAAAAGGCAGACAUCCUGGAAAUGACAGUAAAGCACCUCCAGAACAUCCAGAGCAGCAAGAUGAUGGCCGACUCCAAGGUGGGCCUGGAGGCCCAGCAGAGGUACAGCACCGGCUACAUCCAGUGCAUGCACGAGGUGCACAACCUGCUGCUCACCUGCGAGUGGAUGGACAAGACCCUCGGGGCGCGCCUCCUCAACCACCUGCUCAAAUCCCUGCCCAGGUCGGGCGAAGACACCUGCAGAGCAGCUCUGAGGUCUCUGAGCCCGGCCCAGCAGCCUCUCCUGGGGCAGAAAAGCCCCCUGAGCCCCAAGGGCAGCGCUCGAGGCACAAACCCGUCCCAGGAGCGCCUCUACCCUGCGGACAGCAAGCAAGCUUCCAAAAAUUCCUUCCAGCUGCCCGCGCUGUCAGUCUUCAACCAGGUUGAUGCUGCACCUCCCAAACAGGUUCUGCAGCCAAAUCUUUCCCAUAACAACCCCAGAAUGGGGUCAUUAGAUAUGUGGAGACCGUGGUAA
Molecule: messenger RNA, 672 nt
Organism: Prinia subflava (tawny-flanked prinia)
Lineage: Eukaryota; Metazoa; Chordata; Aves; Passeriformes; Cisticolidae
Product: transcription cofactor HES-6-like
Exons: 4
Coding region: 1-672 (223 amino acids)
Biological process (GO): anterior/posterior pattern specification; regulation of transcription by RNA polymerase II; regulation of neurogenesis
Cellular component (GO): nucleus
Molecular function (GO): DNA-binding transcription factor activity, RNA polymerase II-specific; RNA polymerase II cis-regulatory region sequence-specific DNA binding; protein dimerization activity
Source: RefSeq, a predicted model, not a curated record